Gregarina niphandrodes is the source of this 693-nucleotide messenger RNA. Its product is annotated as putative transport protein SEC13. Bases 1 to 693 code for a protein of 230 amino acids. The record is from RefSeq and is a predicted model, not a curated record. Gene Ontology annotation, biological process: COPII-coated vesicle budding; protein import into nucleus. Lineage: Eukaryota; Apicomplexa; Conoidasida; Eugregarinorida; Gregarinidae. Gene Ontology annotation, molecular function: protein binding; structural molecule activity. Gene Ontology annotation, cellular component: nuclear pore outer ring; COPII vesicle coat. The transcript has a single exon.
AUGGCUAGUUGUGGUGCGGAUUGUCGGGUUGUGAUUCAGAAAGAAAAUCCGCAGACUCGGGUUUGGGAAGUGUUGUAUGUGGAUGACCAGAAUACGUCAGUAAUAAGAUCUGUAUCGUUUACCAAUUCGCCGGGGAGUCCGCCAUCGGAUCAGUAUCAGAUGAGUGCUUUGCGGCCUACGAGUGGGGUAGGAUUACAUUUGGCGGCGGCUUGUUUGGAUGGGACGGUGGUUGUGCUUUCUCUACAAGCCGAUCACAACUGGAAGAAGAUGACAUUCCAGGCCCAUCUUGGUGCUGCAUAUGUAGCUCGUUGGAGUGGGCUAGAAUAUGGACAAGCAAGUGAUGAUCUGAUGAACCCCGGUCGCCGACUAGCUUCGGGUGGUCAAGAUGGAGAAGUACAUGUGUACAUAUACGACGGUAAUACAUACAUCUUAGAACAGGCACUUCAAGGACACAAAAGGCCUAUUGUUGACAUAGCAUGGAUGCCCCCCAACGAUACCAGAGAGGAACGGAUCGCCUCUCUAGGAGAUGAUGGUACUACCAUCAUCUGGACCAAACCACACAAUGGACACUGGUCGAAGGCACAAAUGAAACCUAAAGCGGCACCAGGCUCCCAUCAUCUAGGCUGGAGCUUUGAUGGUUCUUGUAUCGCCCUCAGUCUCAAAGAUGGUCAACCACCUUUAAAACUACUAUAA